AUAUAUGACUGGCCCUCCAAGACAUUCACCUCCAUCGCCAUCUCACUGAUCGGUGCUUCUUCCUCCUCCAGGUUCAUACAUACAACAACAUCACACCAGGUUCACAACAGUAGCAGCAGGAAGCUCAAACCAGACCGAAAACAAUGGGUCUCUGCUUGUCUAGCAGCGGGGCAGCGGUGGCGGCGGUGCAGGCCGAUGGGGUGGCCGCGUCGACGGCGAUGGUGCUGCUUUCGACAGGCGAGCUGCGGGAGUACCCGCCCCGGACAACAGCCGCAAGGGUGCUCGAGGAAUCCGUGGAGGCAGGAGCCGGCUGGUUCCUGUGCGACGCCGACGCGAUGGGGUUCGAUGCCGCCGUGUCGGCCGUGGGCGCAGCCGACGAGCUCCGCGCGGGACAGAUAUACUUCGUGCUCCCCGCCGAGGCCCGGCUGAACGGACUGCGGAAAGAGGACAUCGCCGCGCUCGCCGUGAAGGCCUCCGCGGCGCUCAUCAAGAAAUCAAGCACCGGACGGCGUAGGCGCGGCGUUUGCGUGUCGCCGCUCGUGUUCGCCCCUCCGGAGGAGAAGGUCGACCAGGCCGCCGCCUACAAGACCGUGCCGGCGCUGGCGGCCAAGAGGCGGCAGGUGGCGCGUGCGAAGAGCGCCGGGAGGAUGCAGACACGGUUCGCGCCCGAUCUGAUCGCCAUUCCCGAGUGCGACGCCAGCGAGUGAUCCAUCGAACGGGCGUUUCGCGAGAUCGAAGCAAGAACGGAAAUUUUAGGGGAUUUUUUCCUCGGAUUUUGGAGGCGCUCCGGCCAUCCUGAAACAGAACAAGCAGUGACGCGGACGGGCGGGACUAAUGGCGCCAGUGACUGUCGCGAUCCUGACAGAGUGAUUCUAACUGACGGACUUUGCAGAGUGUGAGGAACGAGGGGAAUCGUAAUUUGUAAUUUGUAGGAAACAAUUUUGCUCCUGUUAGUUGAGUUGAUUUGGUCCUUUGAAAACGAGG
Messenger RNA from Lolium perenne, 984 nucleotides. RefSeq lists its product as uncharacterized. The record is from RefSeq and is a predicted model, not a curated record. NCBI's taxonomy places the organism in Eukaryota, Viridiplantae, Streptophyta, Magnoliopsida, Poales, Poaceae.